This is a messenger RNA of Centruroides sculpturatus (bark scorpion), 2603 nucleotides long. RefSeq names its product endothelin-converting enzyme 1-like. The transcript is spliced from 21 exons. The record is from RefSeq and is a predicted model, not a curated record. Lineage: Eukaryota; Metazoa; Arthropoda; Arachnida; Scorpiones; Buthidae. Gene Ontology annotation, biological process: protein processing. Gene Ontology annotation, cellular component: plasma membrane. Gene Ontology annotation, molecular function: metalloendopeptidase activity. Bases 243 to 2486 code for a protein of 747 amino acids.
UAAGUCGAACAAACCUCCAUGUGAUGCAGUAUAUGCGCAGUGACGCGCUAAGUAUCAUUACGUAGUGUGAACGGACGGAUGGACUUAGAGAAUCGAAGUUGUGACUUCGGUAAUCAUCGCAACAUCCUCAGUCAUCAGGUUAACUUCCUCGAUAUAAUUCUUUCCUCUUCAGAUUUUAGUUAGUGUGACAAGAAUUGUACAACUAUUUGCAUUUACUUUUUUCCCCUUAAUUUUAUAAUUAAAUGCUCGAUAUGGAGAAAACUAAGUAUAACGGAGGAGAGAAAGAAGUAAAGAAAAGAAAUUUCACGAUAUGGACUAGAAGAAGUCUAUUGGAGAAGAUCCUGUUAGUAGCUGUAGCAGCAUUGUUCUUAAUUCUCAUUAUCAUAAUAAUUGUCAGUCUUCAUUCAUUAUUAGAUAACAGAAAUAAAACACCAAAAGUCUGUACGAGUCAAGCGUGCAUAAAGCAAACCGCUUUUCUAUACGAUAACCUCGAUUUAACGUCUAAACCCUGUCAAGAUUUUUAUCAAUUUGCUUGUGGUUCGUACAAAAAUCAUCACAGUCUACGAGACGAGAAUAGUCUUCAUAAUUCCUUGGAUGAUAUUCAGGAUGGCAUUUUUCUUUCUAUAAAAAAUCUACUUGAAACUCCCGAAGAGACUGAAGAUCCUAAUUUGAAACUAGCGAAGAAAUUUUAUUAUUCCUGUAUCAAUAAAAGAUUCGAUAGUACACGUGAUGAAGUAGUAAAGUUAAUUAGAAAUUCGGGUUUGGGUGAUUGGCCCAUAUCCGAUCCUGGAAGAAAUCCGAAUUUUAAUGUAAAAUUAGGUGUUCUAUCAGCUCACGGAAGGAAUCCGUUCUUUGAAACGACAAUCGGAAACCAAUCCUCAGAAAUUGUAAUAUCUCUAUACCCUUCGGAUGAAAAGAUGACUCAGUUGAAAGAAGAUUAUUAUUUUAAUUCAUCCAUAACUAAUCCAUCAUUGCAAAUGGACGAGAAGAGCAUCUAUCACAAAUUCAUAUUCAACUCCUUGGUGCAGAUGGGUGUUCAGCCCGAUGCUGCUAGAAAAGAUGCUGCGGAUCUCAUAGAUUUCGAAACUAGUUUGGCUAAUAUCACUAAACAAGUUCUCGAUUCUACUAAAGAAGAUAUAACUUUAAGCAAGAUGGAAGAAGAAUUUCCUGGAUUAAGUUGGCAAAAUUGGUUUCAAACUACUUUUGGAUAUAAAAUCAAUAUCAAAGAAGAUGGUGAGAAGGUAGUAUUCAAAGUUCUUCAGCCACAACGAUUGAAGCGCAUUUUUCAACUGAUAAAAAGCGUAAAAGAGAGCGUGGUAGACAAUUACAUGAUGUGGAGAUUCGUUGUGGAUCUGCUGCCACUUCUAGAUACGGGUUUCAGAAGAUCGUACAAAACUAUGCUACCAAUUGUCAAAGAUGAUUCAAACUUUAUGUAUAGAAAGAGAGAAUAUUUCUUCGACGAAUGGAAACAAUGCGUACACAUAACUAGUGAAGUCUUUCGACUGCCAAUUACCUUGGCCAUUGCUAGCAAUAGCAUUCGUCCAGCUAUGAAAACUGAGGUAGAAGAUUUAGCAGGACACUUGAAAGAGGUCUUCAAACAAAUGGUGACGUCUCAAAAUUGGCUAGACAAAGAUUCGAAAAUGUUCUUGAGAAGUAAGAUGGAGAACAUGAACAUUGAAAUUGUCAACAACAAAACCAUGCAAGAUCCCAUUUUCACAUUUAUUAUGAAACAGCUAGAAAUAGAAGACGACACUUUUGUCAAUGCUCUGCUUCAAGUGGAAAGAGCCUUCUUUAAACUAACUGCCACCCCUUCUCACGUCAAACGAUCUAAACCUCCGAGUGUAUUUAUCAAGUAUCCACCUCUAUCGCCGACCAUAGCUUACAGCAUCCCUAUUAAUACAUUAGUUUUAUCCGUGGGGAUGUUGCUGACUGACAUCAAUUAUUCGGAGUCACCCAAAUCCUUAAUAUACGGAGGACUAGGAUCAAAUUUAGCGAAAAAUAUGUAUGCUGCAUAUCACGAACAUCUUUACCAAGAAUCAAAGGAAAUUUCUGACGAAGAUGUGAUCUCUAAAAGGGACGAAUAUAGAUAUAAAGAGAAAAUGAAUUGCUUUAGAGCUCAACAACUUAUGUAUUCUACGUAUUUUAAUGUAGAGAAGAAUCCAAAUAAAAUGGCGACAACGUUGAAAGAGGUGAUAUCGUACACAGUCGGAUUGAAAGCUGCUUAUUACGCUUAUAUGAAUUAUAUCAAAAAACACGAACAGAAAGAUGCGAUUCUUCCAGAAAUAUACUCGAAUUUAACUCAUGAGCAGUUACUUUUUGUGAGAUUUGCACAAACGAUGUGCGAAAUUCAAGACAAGAAAAAUCCCAGACAAAAUACCGUUAUGUUAAAUGAAAUUCUAUACAACAUCGAAGAGUUUUCCAGAGCUUUUAAAUGUCCUUCUGAAAGUACAAUGAAUCCUAAUGAUAAAUGUGCCAUUUGGGAGUGAAGGAGAAGAAGAGAAGAAAAACUUAAAUAAUUUUAAUUGUACAAUUUUUAAUAAAUUUAAAAAAAAAAUUAAAGUACUAAAUUUUGAUUUUUACGACGAGUGCAUUUAUUAAAAGAA